This is a messenger RNA of Chara braunii, 999 nucleotides long. The record is from the annotation of a GenBank genome assembly. NCBI's taxonomy places the organism in Eukaryota, Viridiplantae, Streptophyta, Charophyceae, Charales, Characeae.
AUUACUGCCCAGAGCUGGCAAGAUCCAAGUUUUCCUCCAUGCUUCCCCCAGAUGCACUUCCUAUUGUUUAAAAGUGCACCUGGUAAUGAUGACAAUGAUGAUGAUGAUGAUGAUGAUGAUGAUGAUAUUCAUGACGACAACAACAAUAAUGAUGAUGAUUAUGGCGAUGAGGACGAUAACAAUGACAAUGAUGAUAAAAUGAUGAUGACAAUGACAACAGCAAUGGCAUGUAUGACGAUGAUGAUGAAGAUGAUGUUGAUGAUGAUGAUGAAGAUGAUGUUGAUGAUGAUGAUGAUGAUGAUGAUGAUGAUGAUGAUGAUGAUGAUGAUGAUGAUGAUGAUGAUGAUGAUGACACCAUCACUGCUGCUUCUGCUCCUACUGCUUCGGCUGCUGAUGAUGAUGCAGGGACUGAAGAACAAUCGCCUCAAGAUCAUUCCUCAGGAGAUUGGUCAAUUGCAGCGAUUACAAGUGUUCGAAGUAGAAGGGAACCCCCUAGUGUCUCCGUUCAGAGAAUUGUGCAGGACACCACGGGAUGGUGUUGCUCUGAUCAAGUUGUUAUCAGGGAGAGCAGUGGAAGCAGAUCUCUCAGGAGUAGGACUCACAUCAUUUCCUGAAGCGAUACUGAACGGGUGCAAGAACGCAAGGAUACUCAACCUGAGCAACAAUCAUCUGGAGAACCUAUGUGCCAAUAACCUAACACCGUAACCUAUAGGGCUAAGCCCAAGCCUAAUACAGUGAAGCGCGAACUUCAAUGUGAAGCCUGGGAGCAACAGCCUGGGCCUUCCUGUCCAAUCAAGGCCGGCACGCCAUCACCAGGCACUGGCACUAACCUACUUGAACCGCGCCGUGGCUAUCCCACGGGCCACCCCGCGCGCCAGUCCUACCGUCGGUCAUGUGUGCCGACCCAAAAGCGGACUUUUAUCCCUUAGUCAAAACCGUAGCACGGUCCAGGUUGGCCGACUAGGCCGACCGUUCACUCAAUCAAAGAAAUCACACGCG